GUUUUAAACAGGAAGUCAUUUACAUACAGAGCGCGAUAUUCAAACAGGUACCCCGUGGAAGAGGCUGCGGCGAAUUUUUCUGCCUGAAGCAUGGCGACAGUGUUCGAAGGGAUCAGCCAGCAGCUGGACUUCUCGAGCUGUGGAGAGGAGAGCAGCAGCAGCGACAACAGCUCCGAUGACUGCCCCUUCAUCAUCAAAAGCCCCAGAAUCCACAGUCCCAGGGUCCGCAGCCCCAGGGUCUGCAGUCCCAGGGUCCGCAGCCCCAGGGUCCAUAGUCCCAGCUCUGCAUGCAGGACGCCCAGGGUACAGCGCCAUCGCAGCAGAAGCAUCACCAUACCGUCUCCUGUGCAAUGCACCAGCCCCAUUCCUUACGCUUCCUGGAGGAAACUGAGGCUCUGUGACUCUCCAAGCACACCGAAGAGUCUCCUCUCCAAAGCGUCCCAGCCGUACUCCAGCACAAAGCUAAGCCGCCAUCAGCGAACGCUGUGUUUCGUCUCGGCGGCUGCUGCUAACCACGUCCAGGCGCCGUCCGUCAACGUGAAUCCUUUCACCCCCGACACAGUCCGCAGGAGCAGCGAGCAGCAGAGGAGGAUGAGUUUUAGGAGCGAUGAUGACGACGAUUACGGGCGCAGGUUGAAACACAGUUUAACGUCAUCUGAGGAGGAUGAUGAAGCCUUUCUCCCACCAAAGAGGCGAGCCGUCCAGGCCUUCAUGCUGUCGCGCUAUGAGAGCGAGUUCCUAGAGCUGGAGUGCAUCGGCGUGGGCGAGUUCGGGGCAGUUUAUAAGUGCGUGAAGAGGCUGGACGGUUGCUUGUACGCCAUCAAGCGCUCUCACCGACCCCUGGCAGGCUCGGCCAAUGAGCAGCUGGCCCUAAAGGAAGUGUACGCACAUGCUGUCCUCGGACACCACCCACAUGUUGUCCGCUAUUAUUCAGCAUGGGCAGAGGAGCAUCACAUGAUCAUCCAGAACGAGUACUGCGAUGGAGGAAGUCUGAACGAUGCCAUCCUGAAGAAGGAGCUGCAUGGCGAGGGGUUCUCAGAGGCUCAGCUGAAGGAUCUGCUCUUACAGGUUUCUAUGGGGCUCAAAUACAUCCACAGCUCCGGCCUGGUACACCUGGACAUCAAACCAAGUAAUAUAUUUAUCUGCCAGCGCUCCAGCUCCAGUGCAGCCGGCGAGAGCGAGGAGGAGGAGGAUGGAAGCUCUUCAGCAGGCGUCAUUUACAAAAUAGGUGAUCUGGGUCAUGUCACUUCCAUAAACAGCCCUCAAGUCGAGGAAGGGGACAGCCGCUUUCUGGCCAGCGAGGUCCUGCAAGAGGAUUACAGCCAGCUCCCAAAGGCAGACAUCUUUGCUCUGGGCCUUACGGUGCUGCGAGCAGCCGGCGCUCCCCCUCUGCCCCAAAAUGGAGACGAGUGGCACAGCCUCAGACGGGGGGAGCUCCCCAGACUGCCACAGGAGCUGUCGUCUCCCUUUAAAAGCCUUCUUCAGUCGUUACUGGAUCCAGAUCUGACCAAGCGGCCGUCCACCAGAGAGCUGUGCAAGCACACAGUCUUGAGGGAGGAGCGGACCGGGCGGCUGGCUGCUCAGCUACGCAGAGAACUGAACGUGGAGAAGUUCAGGACAGCCAUGCUUGAAAAGGAGCUGGAGGAGGCUCGUCAGGCAGCUCUGUCACCGAGGCAGAACCUCUCUUUGGGGCUGAAAUCCUCAGCGAAGAUGGGCUCUCUGCCCAAGACGGGAAGGAGGCUUGUUGGUAGGAAGACUGCACGCUCCAUGAGUUUUGGUUGCUAAGUGAAAGUCUGAAAUCUGAUGGAGGCUCACAUGCUGCUCUGAAGCAACGUGACUGCAUCCAGGUUAGAUUAAAUCCAGCAGGUUUACAUGGGUUUGUCUGAACUGAAUGAAAUAACUGCAUGGACAAUCCUAAGAGUGUUGUAUUUGCAGUGGAGAGGAUGUGGUUUGUUUUAAAGACAUGAAUCACUGAUCGCAGUGGUUCUGAAGAAAUAUUCACACUAUAACACUUAAAGUCAUUUUAACUGUUUGUAACUUCUGCAUGCCUCUAACCUUCAACCAUGCAUGGACUUGUUUUUUUUAACUGUAAAUAAACUUUUAAAGCAUUUUA
Molecule: messenger RNA, 2113 nt
Organism: Cheilinus undulatus (humphead wrasse)
Lineage: Eukaryota; Metazoa; Chordata; Actinopteri; Labriformes; Labridae
Gene: wee2
Product: WEE2 oocyte meiosis inhibiting kinase
Exons: 12
Coding region: 91-1785 (564 amino acids)
Biological process (GO): regulation of meiosis I; protein phosphorylation; mitotic cell cycle
Cellular component (GO): nucleus
Molecular function (GO): non-membrane spanning protein tyrosine kinase activity; magnesium ion binding; ATP binding
Source: RefSeq, a predicted model, not a curated record